GUGCGGCGGGCCGCUGAAUUAUAACGUCCGACUUUUCGCAGACCUCCAUUGUUUUAGCCAUUGCGGGUGCAACCUAGAGAGGCCCUAGUCUACAGUUGGUCAUGGCCUCAUCCACCGCCGCCAUUGCCGUCCCGCCGUCCUCGGCACUGAUCGACGGGAAGUCCGGCCGACCGCAGGUGGCGGCGCCUCCACAGUGCCUUCCCUCCCUCACCCCUUCCCCGAUUCGACUUCAGGGAUGGAAAUCCAUGGCCUCUGGGCGAAGGAUGUCCCGCAGCACGGUUGUGAUGGCCACUGGAGAGCCACCUGCAGAAGCUGGGACCGAUAUCUCAAGUAUCACCAAACCCAUCCAGGAAGCAUGGGACAAAAUCGAUGACAAGUAUGCAGUUGCAUCGCUCACGUUAGCUGGACUCAUUGCAAUUUGGGGAUCAACUGGACUCAUUUCUGCAAUUGAGAGGCUACCUGUGGUUCCCGGUGUUCUUGAACUUGUAGGAAUUGGUUACACAGGAUGGUUCAUUUAUAGAAACCUCGUCUUCAAACCGGACAGGGAGGCAUUGUUUGAUAAGAUCAAGGGCAGCUACGACGAGAUAACAGGCAGCAACUGAGAACCUCAAGUUGGGUGCUGAGAAGAGCAUGAAAGAAGGGCAUUUCAGGCAAGGAGGCACCACCAAGUUGCAAAGAAGACUGAUGAGAUGAAGUCAUGUGGAACGUCUAAGAAGAUGAUCGAUUAGAUUUUAGUUUGACAGACCGUUACUGCAACUUAUUCUUCUAGUAAUCUUCUUCAAGCAACAUGAUGCAACCAGAGCCCUUUGUCAUCUUUCCUUUGUAACUUCGUGCAACCUAUGGCACAAGCAUUAUUGCAUCUAUAUUAUAUUUUCAUCCCUA
Messenger RNA from Nymphaea colorata (pocket water lily), 882 nucleotides. Its product is annotated as protein CURVATURE THYLAKOID 1B, chloroplastic-like. Lineage: Eukaryota; Viridiplantae; Streptophyta; Magnoliopsida; Nymphaeales; Nymphaeaceae. Gene Ontology annotation, cellular component: chloroplast thylakoid membrane; thylakoid. Bases 102 to 602 code for a protein of 166 amino acids. The record is from RefSeq and is a predicted model, not a curated record. The transcript has 6 exons.